Molecule: messenger RNA, 9604 nt
Organism: Linum tenue
Lineage: Eukaryota; Viridiplantae; Streptophyta; Magnoliopsida; Malpighiales; Linaceae
Source: the annotation of a GenBank genome assembly
AGCAGAAAAAAAUAAAAAAGCUCCAAAGAGUCAAAGUCCCUUCUCUUCCCUUUCUCCUUUGCCCUCCCCUCCCAAUCACAACACUUAUCUUCCUGUGCUCGCUUCUUCCUUCUUCAAUUCAUCGCCCCCAUCACUGUUUCUUCCGCUUCUUCUCUUCUGGUCGUGGAUGCGUUCGUGAUUAGUUUUGUGCGGAGGUUUCCUGUUGGGGUUUUAGCUCCAUUUAGUGGCUUGAUGUUGGUUGCAUUAUGCCGGCAAUAGUUCGGAACAAUGCAAAGGUAUCAUGCUGCUGGUUCCACUAAUGCAGUUAACAACAAUGCUAUUGGUGGUGCAUCUGCUAGGGAUGCCUCCCGGGUUGAUUCUUCAUCACCAUCCAACUUUUCUAUAAACUCUAGGCGACUACCUCCUCUAACUGCAUACAAGUUGAAGUGUGAGAAGGAACCUUUAAAUUCGAGACUUGGGCCACCUGAUUUUCAUCCGCAAACUCCGAAUUGUCCUGAGGAGACACUCACCAGAGAGUAUGUUCAAGCUGGAUACAGAGAGACAAUUGAAGGACUUGAGGAAACAAGAGAAAUCUCAUUGACUCAGGUUCAAACAUUCAAUAAGCUUGCCGUGAUAAAGUGCAAAGAGUCAAUCCGGAAGUGUCUGAGAGCCAUCAAUGAGUCUCGUGCUCAGAAGCGAAAGGCUGGUCAAGUAUAUGGUGUUCCUCUCUCUGGAUCAUUGCUUACUAAGCCUGGUGUCUUUCCUGAACAAAGGGCAUGUGGAGAAGACUCCAAGAAAAAAUGGAUCGAGGGUCUAUCACAACCACAUAAGAGAUUGCGUUAUUUAGCUGAUCAUGUCCCUCAUGGAUAUCGGAAGAAAGCACUUUUUGAAGUUCUUGUAAGGAAUAAUGUACCACUGCUUAGGGCAACUUGGUUUAUUAAAGUUACUUAUCUUAAUCAGGUCAGGCCUAAUUCUUCAAUUAUUGCUUCUGGUACGCAAGAUAGAAAUCCGCUGUCCCGGUCAGAGCUAUGGACCAAAGAUGUUGUUGAGUACUUGCAACAUCUUCUGGAUGAGUUCUGCUCUAGAACUAGUAGUCAUUCUGUUCCACAUAGUAGAGACCGAUCUCAGAUGCUUUAUGUGGGCUCAAUGCAGAACAAGAAUGACCCCACUCUAGUUUCUGUUGAUGGGGAUGAGCCUUCUUUAAAUUUUAAGUGGUGGUAUGUUGUGCGGCUAUUGCAUUGGCAGCAUUCUGAAGGGCUGCUUCUUCCUUCACUAAUCGUUGAUUGGCUUCUUGGUCAACUACAGGAAAAGGACAUGCUUGAGAUUUUGCAGUUAUUCUUGCCCAUCAUAUAUGGCUUCUUGGAAGCAAUUGUUCUAUCACAGACAUAUGUACGCACUCUUGCAGCAGUUGCUGUUCGUUUCAUUCGUGAACCCUCUCCUGGUGGAUCAGAUUUGGUAGAUAAUUCUCGGAGAGCCUAUACUACUUCUGCUUUGGUGGAGAUGCUUCGGUAUUUGAUAUUGGCUGUACCUGAUACGUUUGUUGCUUUGGAUUGCUUUCCUCUGCCACCAAGUGUAUUGUCUUAUGCAGCAAGUGAUGGGACUUUUGUUUCGAAGACAUUGGAGGAUGCACGAAGGGCAAAAGAUAGUUCAACAGAAGUUGGUUGUGUGUUCAGAACCAGAGGCAUUGAUUCUCAAUAUCAAACUCUAUCCUUUAAUCAGGUUGUUUCUUCCAUCCAGAAGCGUUCAGAUAAUCUGGCAAGGGCUGCUAGCCCUGGCUACCCUUUCCAUAAUGUGGCUAAAGCUGUGCAAGCACUAGACAAAGCUCUAUCUCAUGGUGAUGUUAAAGGGGCUUAUAGUUUCCUUUUCGAACAGUUUUGUGAUGGAGCCAUAGAUAAAAGCUGGAUAGAAGAAGUGAGCCCUUCUUUGAGAUCUUCAUUGAAGUGCCUACAAAAUGUUAGCUCAUCUUUUGUUUGCUCUGUCUUUUUUCUUUGUGAGUGGGCAACGUCUGAAUAUAGAGAUUUUCGAACUGCGAGGCCCAAUGACUUGAAAUUCACAGGCAAACAUGACAUUGCUCAGGUGUAUAUUGCAUGUCGUCUACUGAAGCUGAAGAUAAGGGAUUUGGAGUGUGUACUUAGAAUCAAGAGUGGAAGAUACAUAGGAGGCAAUAAUUUCUCAAGAGGGCCUAAUCAGCAAAUUGGUGUGAGCAAUGGGCCUACCACCUAUGGAUAUGAAUUUAAGAGUAGCUCAAGAAUCAUGAAUGCGAAAUCUAGCAGUUCCCCAGGUUUGUUUGAGAGCCCUGGUCCAUUGCAUGAUGUCAUAGUAUGCUGGAUUGAUCAACAUGAAGCCGGUCGAGGUAAAGGUUUGAAGCGCCUUCAACUGCUUAUAGUGGAGCUUAUGCGUGCUGGAAUCUUUUACCCUCAUGCAUACGUUAGGCAGCUGAUAAUAAGUGGAAUAAUGGAUUCAACUUUAAGUGCUGGGGAUCAUGACAGAAUGAAGCGACAUUAUUGGGUAUUGAAGCAGUUACCUGGCUCCUUUAUCCGUGAUGUCCUAGAAGAGGCAAAGAUUGCUGAAGGGUCACGACUUUUAGAGGCCAUGCAUGUCUACUCGAAUGAGCGACGUCUGCUCCUUCAAGGCAUUCUUUGUGGAAAAUCUCAGAAUUCAGUUAAAUCAAGUAAAGCAGAUCCAGAGCAAAAACAUUAUAUAUUACCAGCAAUUGAUUGUGCUCCUGAUCAUUGGAAAGCCAACAAGCCCCCCUCUGGUAAUUUGACUUCACAAAAAGUCAAGGCUGAGGCUAAGGUGGAGGAACUCAAGGUUUCCAUAUCAUUAUUAUUGCAGUUCCCUAACCGCUCAACGUCUUCAGAUUCAGGAGUCGAUGAAUCUAUUGUAACUGGUAAAAGGUCUAUGGACUCGGUCAGCAGCAAGCUGGAUAUGGUGGAAGUUACACCUGGGUGUGAAGAGUGUAAGAAAGCAAAGAGGCAAAAGUUAAGUGAGGAAACAAGCUCAGCAAUUCAAGGACAUUUUCCUAGCUUUGACAAUGAAGAUAAUUGGUGGGUGCGGAAGGGUAGUAAAACAUCAGAUCCAUCAAAAGUUGAUCCACCUAUCAAGCCAUCCAAACAAGCCCCCAAGAGCAGACAGAAACUUGUCCGUAAGACUCAAAGCCUUGCUCAACUAGCAGCUGCUAGGAUUGAGGCUAGCCAAGGGGCCUCUUCGAGUCAUGUCUGUGAAAGUAAGGUCAGUUGUCCUCAUCACAGAACUGCGAAUGAUGGGGAGAAUCUGAAGACAGUGGAUGGAACCAGAUUAGCGCAAGGUGUAGACAUUAUUUUGGUUGGAAAAGCUUUAAAGCAUCUGCGAUUUGUGGAGAAGCGGAUGAUUACAGUUUGGUUAACAACGAUGGUGAGGCAACUUGUGGAGGAUACGGAAAAGAAUACUUCCAAGGCCAACCCGUAUAAUAGGCCUUUUGUUCCUAAUGAUGAUGAUAGGAACUCUGUAAGGUGGAAGCUUGGUGAGGAUGAAUUAAAUGUCAUAUUAUACCUUAUGGAUAUCUGUAAUGAUCUUGUGUCUGCUGCCAAGUUUCUUCUUUGGUUGUUGCCCAAGGUUCAAAGUAACCAAAGUUCUACUAUUCACAGCGGGAGAAAUGUUAUGAUGUUACCGAGGAAUAUGGAAAUUCAUGCAUGUGAAGUGGGUGAAGCUUUUUGGUUAUCAUCGCUGAGAAGGUACGAGAACAUGAUGAUUGCCGUAGAUCUUCUGCCUGAAGUUCUGACCGCCAUAUUGCAACGUCUUGCAGCACUACUCGCCUCUAAUGUGAGAAUUUCAGGCUCGGCAACCUUGAGUUACUCCCGAUAUCUGUUGAAGAGGUAUGUCAAUAUUCCAAGUAUUGCAGAGUGGGAGAAGAGUCGUAAGACAACUUAUGAUAAGAGGCUUCUUUCUGAGCUCGACUCUGGGCGUUCACCAGAUGGUGAGUUAGGAUUUCCUCUUGGGGUUCCAGCUGGAGUUGAUGAUCCUGAUGAUUUCCUUCGACAAAAGAUAAGUGUAAACCGAAUAUCCAGGGUGGGUUUAAGUAUGAGGGAUGUAGUCCAAAGGCAUAUUGAUGAAACUUUGCAAUACUUUCUUGGCAAAGAAAGGAAGACCUUUAGUGCUGGUGCACCCAAAGUCCCUGGUCUGGAAAAGUUGGAUGAUUGUUACCAUGUGGCACAUCAAAUAAUUAUGGGACUGAUGGAGUGCAUGCGACAGACUGGGGGUGCUGCUCAGGAAGGUGAUCCGUCUUUGGUGUCUUCUGCAGUUUCUGCCAUUGUUAACAAUAUAGGGCCAGCUAUAGUGAAGAUUCCUGAUGCCAAACCAGGCAAUAACUAUUCUAUUGCUUUGUGUGCAAGCUCUUUAAGUUUUGCUAGGCGUGUUUUGCAUAUCCAUAUAAGCUGUUUGCGGUUGCUUAAGGAAGCUCUUGGUGAGCGUCAGAGUAGGGUUUUUGAGAUUGCUCUUGCUACAGAAGCUUGUUCAGCUCUUGCGGCAGCCUUCUCUCCUGGAAAGGCAUCUCGUGGGCAGUUUCAGAUGUCUCCUGAUGCUCAUGAUUCUAAUAAUAUUUCCAGUGAAACAGCGAAGGGAUUGUUGGGGAGGGGGACAAAAGGUGCUGCUGCAGUUUCAGCUCUUAUAAUUGGUGCAGUAGUUUAUGGUGUUACUAACCUGGAGAGACUUGUUACGGUGUUUAGAUUAAAGGAAGGUCUUGACGUUGUUCAGUUUGUGAGAAGUACCAAAACAAACUCGAAUGGUAAUGCACGUUCAACAGGGGCCCUCAAGGUAGACAACUUGCUUGAAGUUUAUGUCCAUUGGUUUAGGGUGCUUGUCGGAAACUGUAGAACUGUAUCGGAUGGUUUUAUUGUGGAGCUUUUGGGUGAACCAUCUAUUGUCGCUCUUUCAAGGAUGCAAAGGAUGCUACCUCUUAGCUUGGUCUUCCCACCUGCUUAUUCUAUUUUUGCUCUUGUUUUGUGGAGACCAUUUAUUCUUAGUAACUUUGCAAGCCGGGAAGACAUCCAUCAGUUAUACCAAUCAUUGACCAUGGCUAUCAGUGAUGCAAUAAGACAUUUGCCAUUCCGGGAUGUAUGUCUGAGGGACAGUCAAGGUUUUUAUGAUCUUGUGACUUCAGAUACCAGUGAUGCUGACUUUGCUGCUCUUUUGGAGCUAAAUGGUUUGGACACACAUGUUAAGUCCAUGGCUUUUGUUCCUCUCCGAGGAAGGCUGUUCUUGAACUCGAUCAUUGAUUGUAAACUGCCGAACUCUUUGUUUGCACACGGAGAUAGCAACCACAUGUCUUCACUUGGGGGAUCCAAAGUCCCUCACUCGGAGAAUGUGAUGAUGCUUAUUGAUAAGCUAGUCAAUGUGUUGGAUGCUCUUCAGCCUGCAAAGUUCCAUUGGCAGUGGCUUGAGCUCAGGCUUCUUCUGAAUGAGCAAGCCCUUAUUGAAAAACUUGAAGCACAUGAUAUCUCCGUUGCUGAUGCUAUCCGCUCUUCAUCACCUGGUCCCGAAAAGGGGGCCGCUUCAGAAAAUGAGAACAAUUUCAUUGAGUUAAUCCUCACGAGGUUGUUGGUUAGGCCAGAUGCUGCACCCCUCUUCUCAGAGCUGGUUCAUCUCUUUGGGCGGUCACUGGAGGAUUCAAUGUUAUUACAUGUAAAAUGGUUUUUGGGUGGUCAGGAUGUUCUUUUUGGACGCAAAACUAUUAGACAGAGGCUUGUUAAUAUUGCCGAGAGCAAGGGCCUCUCUACUAAGGCCCAGUUCUGGAAGCCCUGGGGCUGGUCAAGUCCAGGGUCUGAUCCUGUGUCAAGCAAAGGAGCUAAGAAGUUUGAGGCUACUUCUCUUGAGGAAGGAGAGGUAAUUGAUGAUGGGGCUGAUGCUAAAAAGUCUGGAAAAGGAUCUAUUAAUGUAUCUGAUUCAGACUGUUUCACUGUAAGCCAACACAAUGUGACUGAGAAGGCACUUAUUAAGCUAGUUCUUCCUUGCAUAGAUCAAGGUUCUGAAGAAUCACGCAAUACCUUUGCUAGUGAUUUAAUUAAGCAAUUGAACAAUAUUGAGCAGCAGAUAAACCCGGUGACUCGUGGUGCAAGUAAGCAGGCAGGAACAACCUCUUCUGGACUGGAGGGUAGUGGAAACAAGGUUACUACUCGCAAGGGUAUAAGAGGUGGUAGUCCUGGAUUGGCUAGAAGAACAACAGGGGCUGGGGAUUCUGCUCUUCCUUCGCCUGCUGCUUUGCGGACUUCUAUGUCGCUGCGGUUGCAGUUACUUCUGAGGUUACUUCCUGUAAUCUGCGCAUAUGGUGAGCCUUCGGGGCGCAACAUGAGGCACAUGCUUGCCUCAGUAAUACUUCGUCUCCUUGGGAGCCGGGUUGUGUAUGAGGAUUCGGAAUUGUCAAUACGCUUUCAAAAUGCUCAACCUAAGAGGGAUUCUGAAUGCAUAGCUUUGGAAGCUGCUUCUGCAGAUCUAUCGGGUGAAAGUCUCUUUGACCGGCUAUUGUUGGUCCUUCACGGUUUACUGAGCAGUUGUCAACCAAGAUGGUUGAAAUCAAGGUCACCUUCAAAAGCGAACAAUGAAUCUUUCAAGGAUUCUGCUGGUUUUGACCGUGAACUGGUGGAGAGCUUACAGAGCGAAUUAGACCGCAUGAACCUACCUAGUGGAAUCCGUUGGCGUAUCCAAGCAGCAAUGCCAAUUCUUCUUCCAUCUGUUGGAUGCUGCAUCUCUUGUCAGCCACCAUCUGUUCCUUCUGCUGCCAUUGCUUCCUUGCAGCCCACCAGCAUUGGAAUGUCUGGUUACCCUCCACAGAGAAAUUCCCCUUCAAUGUUGACAAGGAAUCCAACAGGGAAGUCCAAGCAGCAAUCAGCGGCUCAACAAGACAGUAUCGAUAAUAUUGAAAUCGACCCAUGGUUAUUGUUGGAAGAUGGCACAGGAGCUGGUCCAUCCUCAUCGUCCUCAGUUAAUACUCCAGUAAUUGGCAGCAGUAGUGGCCAAUCUAAUCUGUGGGCCUCAAACUGGCUCAAGGGUGCUGUACGGGUUAGACGGACUGAUCUCACGUACAUUGGUGCUGUUGAUGACGAUACCUAAAUUAUUAAUUUAUGUGAUGAGAGGAGAUUCUUGAUUGUUAUUUGAAUGAGGAACAGCCCCCAAGCAGCAGUUGAGAGAAUUCAUGGUUUUCAUUCAUUGCAAUCUGCAAUUGGUACAAUUGUUUUUGGGAGUGGGUGGGAAGAAAAACCCCAAUGUCGUCCGUGGUUGUUCAGAACGUGCCAAGCAAGGAAGUGUGGGCUGUGGCUCAGCAGCGACUGACUGAAUCUUUUUGUCUUCGCCCUGGAUUCUUGACUGCUGUCCUUGUAGAAAUGCAGUCGAAGGAAAGGAGGCCUGGUUUGUACAUAUAGAGAUGAUUGUUCUUCUUUUGCCAAGUCAAAAUCUGAUUGUGUUGUAUCACUUCCAUGUGCAUCAAUGAAUUGCUUGCUUCUGCCCUGGGGGGUUUUCACCUCAUGUUGUAUGGUGAUGCAAGUUGGAUAAAAGCUAGCAGCCAUGCUCACGCUCCCAUUAGUUGCCUGUGCAUGAAAAUUUGGAUAUGUUAUUUUUACCCACUUCCCACUAGUUAGAAGAGAAUACGUUGCUGUAGGAUCUUUGCAUUGGAGCAGUGAGAGACAGAACUAGCUCUUGGUCCUUUUGUUUUAGAUUCUGUUUCCAUGGUUGUCAUUUAUUAGACAGUUGUUCUGAGCAGAACUUCGUCUCACCCAAUUGAAUCCAGGUGCCUGCUGGCUGUUGACUAGGGUUCCGUUUGUUGUUUUGUUAUGACAGGGAAACGUUUAAUGAAGCUUCUGCUCAAUAAAAAGCUUCUCCAAUCUCCAGAUAAGGGUAAAAAAGGCCCGGUGAAAUAGUCUUUUUCUGCUCUCUGGUGUUUUGCUAGAAGCAAAACCAGCGUCCUACAGGGAAAGGUGGGAGCUUUCUUUCUCCCUUACAAAGUGUUUGGUUCAAGCAUCGACAGUUGCCAAGAAAGGAAAGGAUAGUACAAGUAACAAGUUUUUAGGAUUAGGGUUGCUAAUCUUAGUUCUUAACCGAUUUAUCUACGAAAAGAACGUCCUCGAUCCAGGCAACAAUGUUGAAUGCUAGACCUUCCAACACCCUCGAAUAGCUCUCCAGUAUCGCCUGACCUACGUCCCUGUUGCACUGGAUCUUGCAUAUAUCCAAGGAUGUCUGAGACAAGCCAGGGUACCUCUGCUUGAGUGAGAACAACAAGCUCUCUGCUCUCUCUGCCAACACAUGGUUCUUAUCCGUCCUGUCUAUCUCGGACACCAAAUCCUUCAUCAGGUCCCCCCACGACGACCUCGAAUUGCUCAAGCACGCUUUACGCCGCCACGUGUACAUCGAAGCCUCGACUCUGUCCGCGAGCUCCAGUGCUUCGUGCUCCGAUGCUAUGUUGAGGCAGUUCAGCAGCCUCUCUGGCGAGAACUUGUCCAUCGUGCAUAUGUACUUGUAAAUGGAGUCCCCUAGGCUCGAUUUCCCACUCUGAAAAAAAAAAAAGCAAACCAAAAAUUUUACCCUCUCCCCUCUAAAACGCCACGGCCUAGCCAAAUUCAAAAAAAACAAAGGAAAGAAGAGAACCUUGGGAAGAGAUGCCAAGUAAGAAUCAGGGAUUUCCAUCUCAGUGAGAACACUGGUGUUGAUGGCCAUGGCUGCUUUGUGGAUCUGGUUGGCGCAGUCACGCUUAUGCCUCAAAUGCUUCCUCGCCUUCUCAGAGAUUCCUCCUGGAGGCACGCAGGGCACUGGAACCCACCAUUUCUCUUCCGUCCUGUGGAUCACCACUCUCCUGAACGAACCGGAUCGGGUCGAGUUCGAUGACAUGCUUCCUUGCUCUGCAUACCAGAACUCUGCUUCUCCGAAACUGUCCAGUAUUUCGAGGAGCAUUGCGUCCAGCUUUCUCAGCGCGGGAAGAUUCAUGUAAAUGUCCGAUCUCACUCUGCUUUCCAUCACCUCCAGAGCAGUUCCAUCUCGCAAGUUUUGAGAUUUAGGGAUGAACUCCACUAUGUAAUCACAUACAGAUAAAAGGCAGUCCAUUUCUCUCUUCCACAUCGCCUUCUUCUCCGGUUUCAGAGGCUCCAGCCUCAGAUUUUGGCCGAACACAGUUGCGUAGAGAUUGGUAAUGGAAUUGGAGAUGGUGACAGCGGUGCAGACACCUUUCCCACCACCUGACAUGUCUUCUCCCAGCAGAAGCUUUGAAAAUCUCUCUCUCAUAAUCUCAAGCUCUGUUUCAUAUGGAUUCAACAUCGUCGUCGUCACCAUCAUCACCAACGCUGAGCUUCUCAGCUUGCGACUUCAUGUCCUGCUUGGCCAGCAGAGCUCUGUUCUGAUUAAGCGAUCUGGGUCUGGCUUCGUGCAUCCAGUGAGCAGGGGAAGGCUCGCUGGAGCAAUAACUCGCACUGAUGUCAGAGAAAGCCGACGUUUCGGAGAAAGUACGGCCGAACAUGAGGGAAUCCCGGCUCAACGUCGGCGUCGUUUGAUCGAACGAAGACGGCGACGGCUGGUAGCCCAGAUCGUAGCUCUCGUCGUAGCUCGACGACGAAUUGUCCAUUUUCCCGACCCUCUGUUUUCUGCACCUCUUCUCUAAUCGACUCUGCAA